UCUUGCAGAGGCUGGUGUCGGCUGUGGGUUAUAACCGCAGGCAUGGCAAGGAAGACGGGGAUGGGUGGUGUCAUGCCUCGUCAUGAAGAGGAAGAUGAAGAAGGCGCAAAUCCGCCGGGCAUGAUUGAGCUUAAGAAGCUGCUGCGCUCAGGAGGCGCUCGAUACGAACACAUGGACGAGGUGUUUCCUGAUGUCUACAUUGGCAAUGAGAAUGCAGCUCACGACCUACGGCGCCUCGGCUCCAUGGGCUUUACGCACGUCCUGAAUGCGGCGCAUGGCUCUGGCUGCCCGGCCGUGGGGCCCGAGUAUUACGCACGUGUGGGUGAUGUCGCCUACCUGGGCCUGCCCGCCGAUGACUUCCCCAGCUACGAUAUGCGUCCUCACCUGGUGCCAGCAUCGGACUUCAUCCACGCAGCUCUACAAGCGCACGGUCGCGUGCUCGUCCACUGCGUGAUGGGCCGCAGCCGCUCGGCAUCCCUCGUCCUCGCCUACCUCAUGCUGCGCGUGGGCCUUCGCCUCCGCGCUGCCGUGCGUGCCCUGCUCGCCCACCGCUCCAUCUUCCCCAACGACGGCUUCCUCCGCCAGCUGAUCGACCUGGACCGGGAACUGCUGUGCCAACGUCGACAGCCUGACUCCGUGUCACAUGGGGAAGCGCUCGGGAUUUAGCUCGAGAUUGUGGUACAAGAGCAGUUUCCCAACGCAGAAAGUUCAGUGAGAACAAUCCGCCAGCACUAUUGAGAUCCUGCAUUCAAUCCCCAUGGUUCAGCGUAGGAUGAAUGAAUUCAGUUUAAUGGCACCGAUGCAAAACUGUCAAGAUCCUGGCUCGGAGCUGUCUUUCUCUCGUGGGGCUUCUAAUUGUAAUUUCAGACAUGAAUUCACCACUGCUGAUAUCCUGAGUUAAAGUCGUGGGGAUCAGCAUGAAUUUGUGGCUCAGGGGUGAAUUAAUUCAUAGGGCUAGCUGAAGAUCUGGGUAAUAGUCUGCGGUUGAGUGAUACAGGCCUGUGCGCAGUGCUCGGGGGAUGGUGGAUCGUGCAAGCCUCACAGACAAAUUCCACUGAAGCCGUGGGACUCCUCACCUGGAAUGCUGUUGAAUGGAUAUCGGUGAGGGGCCCACGGAUAGAAAAUAAGUGAAGGAAUUGCACUUUUAAUUUGUGGACUCGCUGUGAUUUUGUUCAUGUAAAUAUACAUUUGUUUGGUUUAAUUUCAACUGUAAAGCCUA
Molecule: messenger RNA, 1219 nt
Organism: Lethenteron reissneri (Far Eastern brook lamprey)
Lineage: Eukaryota; Metazoa; Chordata; Hyperoartia; Petromyzontiformes; Petromyzontidae
Product: dual specificity phosphatase 29-like
Biological process (GO): negative regulation of MAPK cascade; protein dephosphorylation
Cellular component (GO): cytoplasm
Molecular function (GO): MAP kinase phosphatase activity; protein tyrosine/serine/threonine phosphatase activity
Source: RefSeq, a predicted model, not a curated record